AAAAAGAAGAAGCCGUUCUAGUUGCACAGAGGCAGACAGUGCCGUUGGCGACAAUGGAUCAGAAGAUUCCUUAUGAUGACUAUCAACUCCCAGUGGUCUUCUUGCCCUCUUAUGAGAACCCUCCAGCAUGGAUACCUCCUCAAGAGAGGAUUCGCCACCCUGAUUACAACAAUGAGCUGACCCAGUUCCUCCCACGCACAGUGGUCUUGAAGAAACCUCCGGGAGCACAGCUUGGCUUCAACAUUCGCGGUGGCAAGGCUUCGCAGCUGGGAAUCUUCAUAUCCAAGGUGGUUCCGGACUCUGACGCUCACCGUGCAGGACUACAGGAAGGAGACCAAGUUCUUUCCGUCAACGAGGUGGACUUCCAAGACAUCGAACAUUCCAGAGAACUGAAUCGUCGGAAUAGUCCAAAUCCAAACAAUGCCCACUUCUACGAUUUGAUGAGUCGUCAAUGUCAUCAAUUGAUGCUACGUAUGAAAGGCUGUGGAUAUUCUAAAGACUGCACGGGAAAUCCUGAUGAGGGUCCGCUUUUUCCCUUACAACUACCAGAGGCAGAAGGAGAGGACUGUCCACUAGGGGGUGUCAGAGACAGAAAAAAGGUCAUUGUCACUUCGUUGAGCCUCUCCCAAACACACAACCCACUCUUAUGAUUUUCUCCUGACUUCUGUGGAGAAUUUAAUGGAGCGCAUUUGCAUAUCGAUAGUCACGCCAAUGUAUGAAGUCAAAGAGUGGCAUUUGAAUGAGGCAACGUCAAUGCGGUUUGCAGGUUCAGACGAGCUUAUAUGCUGGGAAAUAACCAAGCCACGUCGACAUGCACAUGCGUGAGAUGUAAACAUCAAGGCCACACUCGCCAAAUACGAAAAGACCGCGGUAGCUUUCUGUGGAAAUGAACUAAUCGACGAAUGAACGUAAACGUCAAGGCCACCACGCACACCUAAUAUGAAAAGACGGCGGUAGCUUUCUGCGAGAGUUAACUCAUCGACCAAGUCGAGCACGUUCUUUGCUCUUCUACAUGCAAGUUUCAAGCUCGUGUGAAUGAACGGUUGUCCCUAUGCUACUGAAUGAAUACCUUUUCAGUCUUCUUGCUGUGCCACCAGUUCUUUCCGGUCUUUUUCCUUUUCUUUGAUUUUUUUUUUUUUCUCUCAUCGUGGUCCUCUCGAAAAAUAAAUAGUCAAAGUCUAA
Molecule: messenger RNA, 1182 nt
Organism: Syngnathus acus (greater pipefish)
Lineage: Eukaryota; Metazoa; Chordata; Actinopteri; Syngnathiformes; Syngnathidae
Gene: pdzd11
Product: PDZ domain containing 11
Exons: 7
Coding region: 54-650 (198 amino acids)
Biological process (GO): protein localization to basolateral plasma membrane; maintenance of epithelial cell apical/basal polarity; neurotransmitter secretion
Cellular component (GO): basolateral plasma membrane; synapse; cell-cell junction
Molecular function (GO): protein binding
Source: RefSeq, a predicted model, not a curated record